Messenger RNA from Haliotis rufescens (red abalone), 3482 nucleotides. Its product is annotated as E3 ubiquitin-protein ligase TRIM71-like. The transcript has 3 exons. Lineage: Eukaryota; Metazoa; Mollusca; Gastropoda; Lepetellida; Haliotidae. Gene Ontology annotation, molecular function: sequence-specific DNA binding; zinc ion binding. Gene Ontology annotation, biological process: regulation of DNA-templated transcription. Bases 10 to 1857 code for a protein of 615 amino acids. The record is from RefSeq and is a predicted model, not a curated record.
CCAGACAUCAUGUCGGAUCUUGUCUCAGUUGCUGCGAUCAAGGAUCUUCUAACAGAGUGCCCAAUAUGUACAGAACACUUUGAUGACGCAACACGAAUUCCCCGUCGUAUGCCAUGUUGUGUACAGUCCAUAUGUCAGCCCUGUCUAGAAACCUGCAGUGGAGGUGCUGCAACCCUAUCCUGCCCCAUGUGUCGACGGCGACAUAAUCUGCCUGGUGGGGUGAAAUCUCUGCCCAAAGAGACUGUCAUCCUGAAGACUCUAGACUACCUCAAGAUCCAGAAAGGUCUCCAUCUACCAUGUACAAAUUGCCCUGACAAGGAAACAGCUGUAGCUCAGUGUGACAACUGUGGAACAUUUUUAUGUUCCAUUUGCUUAAGUGCCCAUAAACGGAAUACGGUAUCAAAGACCCACACUAUAAAUACCUUUGAUGAAAUGAAGGGCCGACCUGUGCAGAGUUUUCGUCGUCUACAUCAGUGCAGUCAGCACCAACAACCUCUACAGUUCUACUGCUACACUUGUGACAAGGUCGUCUGUGUGUCCUGCACUGUAGUAGAUCACGAUAAAGGGAAGGGGCACAACGUCGUGUCUGUGGAUGAAGCACACCAAGGAAAAGCGAAGUCCACAAGUGAUGUUUUAGGAAAGAUAGAAGAGAAGACAAAGAGACUGAGCGAAACGGAGUCAGCCCUUCAAAAGAAGAUAGAGAACAUCAAAUUGUCAAUGAAGGUAGCAAGAGAUGAUAUCAAUGAAAUCUUUGACAACCUGACCGAUAGACUGAAUCAAAGAAGAACAAUUCUUCUAUCAGAUGUUGAGGGGAAAUCUGCUGAAAAUCUGAAGCUAACAGAGGAGGCCUUGGAUUCGACAAGACUACUGCUGACUAAAGUGAAAUCUUCUUCCGAAUACAUGCAACAGAUGCGCAACAAAGCUGACAAGGUGGAAGAUCUACAAGUAAUGGGAUCAUCUGAGGCCUCUUUGAUCUCCAUGUUGAAGGAGUCACCACAGGAAAUACCCUUUGACAGGACUGGAGUCACUUUUGUUCAAGGAAACGUAAAACAUCUUCAGGAUACUAUCAAGGUGGCAGGACUGGUCAGAUCAGUCACGUUCUCCCCAACAAAGAGGCCGAAUGGUAUGCCAGAUACAGCAGCAUACAACGCCAUCACACUGGAACCUGCAGAGUUCCCUACAGUGAUGGAGAUGGACCGGAGCCUCUGUGACCAGGAGAUAAUAUGUCCGACUCUGGAAUGGGACUCAAGCACUGCUCAUGACACUAUUGACGUGUCUGGAUGUGUUAUCACAAACACCACCUCAGCCGGCCCUUCUCAUGACACAGGAUGUCGGAUGCAAAGCAUCAAUUCAUGUCUGGCAUCAAGGCCUUUAAUGGUUAAAAACUGUGAAGCCCAGCGAUGCAUGUAUCGAGUAAAGUUUCGGGUUCGUGUAAACGAAUUGAUAGAAGAUAAUCAACUUAUACAUGAGAUUGCCCUGACCCCCACCCCUGUAGAUGCUCUCUGUUAUCAAGGCACUGGAUUGAGUGUACUUGUUGCUACAUGCCUCAACCACAAGCAGCAGCUGUGUCUCCGUGUGGGCUAUAAUAACACCUUCCUCACUGAUCGCCCUCUCAUUCAGAACAGAGUUGGACAGUCUUAUGACCAACAACUGUGUUUACUGAUGGAUGGGGUUAAUGACAAAAUAUUAGUUAUUGAUGCCAGUGAUAACACAGUGUACACCACCGUCACAGAUGUAGCUUUUGACAGACCCAUGUGGGUCAUGAUGUAUGUUGGUUGUGCCGCGAAUUCAGAUGUAAGAGGAGAACUGAUUACAGGCCACAACAUCACAGGAACCUUCGCCAACUACAAUCAUUAGACUAGUUGACACUAUCCACAACAAUCACACACUCUAUGUAACAUGCAAUGUACACAAGCACAGCUCAGUAAAAUAAUAUGUAUGCCUUUGACACAUUACCAACUUGUGUACAUAUGUAAAAACACGUUUGAUUUACAUGUUCAAUACAAAUACGAAUGUACCCGUGAAGAUCCGGGUUAGAAUCCUGCUUGCCGCAAGAGACGACGUUGCUUGUCGUUAGAGGCGACUAACGGGAUCGGGUGGUCAGGCACGCUGGCUUGGUUGAUGUUUGUCAUCGUAUCCUAAUUUUGUAGAUCGAUGUUCAUGACACGAAUCAUUGGGUCCAGACACUUCUGACAUUUGAAGCAACACGGCUGAUGUUCAGUACCUUUCCUCAGUAUCUUACUAUCUCAAAGCAUAAAGCGAUAAAGUGGACAUUCGUUAAACGCAGACUAGAAUAACAAAGUUUACGACUGAACAUUCUCAUGCUAGCAUAAAAUGCGUCUUACGUUCGAAGAGUGUUAUAUCAUACAAUCAUAUCAAUUCUCAAUUACCUAUCAUCGCAUGCUGACUACGGCAAAUACUAUUUCAAGUAAACAUGACACUGUUGUGUCGUUGCCGUGGCUCAUUAUGAAUGUAUACACACAUGCAGGUGGAACAGUACUAUCAUAGAAUAUAAUAUAUAAAUAUAGAAUUGACCACAACUUUGAAAGUCCUGACACAAAAAAAGUCUUCGUUGAAAUCAUCUGAGGAUCGCCAUAUCACCUCAGUCAACGUGUGGCAACGGAUAAUUCAUGGGAGAUAACCCGUGUAGUACUAAUGGGGCACCACCACAUCCUCGCCUGUAAUCAACUCAUUUCAACAGUCCCGUGAUGUUUGUUGUUACCAUGUUUUACUGCAAUUGUAAAUAGCCCGUAUUUAUGUAUUUUCAUUUUUUAGACAUGAUGUACUUUUUCAUCUGAUUUCAAGUUCUCUACUUCGACCAUGUUUAUGACGUUCACAAAGGACUACGUCAUUUAAUGUCAGCGAGAUUGUUAUAUAUAAAGCUAUGUCAGUCAUAUGACGUCAUCUGAGUAAGUAAAACACCCCCAAUGUAAGGGUUGGACUGGAAAUUAUAUUUUCAUUAGGGUUUUUAUGACUCGGGGCACGGGCUGCCCAGUCGUCCAAUGCAACAUGAUUCGAUGUGUCAUGGACGGGGAUAGCCAGGUGACCGUGCUUUAGAAUGUUAUACUUGGAUUAAGGUUCUUGGUUCAUGACUAAUAUUUCCGUGAUUUCAACAUUAAACUGACGCGCUCUUAUUUAACUGAGCUAAUGCUGAAAGGAACUUACACACUCCAACCCAAAUUACUUUGACGACACAGUAAUGAUGGCUGACUUGACCUGGAACAAGAAACACUCUUAAAAUAUGAACGUGUGUUUCCUACCUGUGUAGUUAUGUAGGAUGGGGUGAGGUUGGGUAAUUUAUGUUUCUAUCGUUGCUUCAAGGUAGGUUGGGGUGAGGGUGAGUAGGAUGUCAACAGUCAAGGCUGGUUAAAAAUAAUCGUGUGAAGAUCAUUGUUUCGACCCUGGAAAUCCAGACUAAGCCUAUUUUGGAAGAUUGACCGGUGUUGCUUCAAGAUAGGAUGGGGUGAGGUUGGGUAGGAUGG